AUGAUCAAUGCCAUCCUCAAGCUUCUGACGAGUGUCAAUGCGGUUGCUGUGAUGCGACCAGUCUCGCCCUCUCGACCCUUCGGAGACGGGCUGUUGAGCUCGCAGGAGCUAUUCUCAGGAACUGAGGCACUUGAUGCCCUGGUCAAACUCAACAAAUUCCGACUUGUACACACUGUCUCCGGCUCCGACGAGACCCUCGCGCCGAUCCUCCUGACUGCUCACCAAGACGUCGUUCCAGUCGAGAGAGACACUCUAGACCGGUGGGAGCACCCGCCAUUUGACGCCUACUACAAUGAGACAGACGGGUACCUUUGGGGCCGCGGAGCCUCCGAUGACAAGUCCGCCAUCAUAGCCCUCAUGUCCGCCAUGGAAGCUCUCCUUUCCCAGGACGAGUACCAGCCUCGCCGCACGGUCGUGUUUGCUUUCGGGUUGGGCGAGGAGUGCUCCGGGCACCGAGGAGCCGGCGAAAUCUCAGAGUACCUCGAGGAAAAGUACGGAGAAGGCGGAGUUGCUGUCAUCCUCGAUGAUGGCGGCGCCGGUCUGCAGAGCCUGGGUGACACAAUGCAUGCGCUCCCGGCCGUGUACGAGAAGGGUUAUCUAGAUGUAUGGUUUGACCUUGAUGUCGUAGGUGGGCAUAGUUCCACCCCUACGCUGCACACCGCCAUUGGGAUCAUAUCAGAGAUUGUCAAGUCACUGGAGUCGCACCCAUUCAACCCGAGAUCCAAGAACGCAGACAGUGUCGGCGGGAUACAAGACAGAAUCGUCAGGCUUGUCGAUGACGUUGCCCAGAAGUACAAGCUCCAGCUGAAAGCCUUCGAAGGUGAUAAAGACUACGAAGACUAUCUUGCCGCGAAAGGAAUGACACCUUAG
Messenger RNA from Diaporthe amygdali, 870 nucleotides. RefSeq lists its product as uncharacterized. Gene Ontology annotation, cellular component: fungal-type vacuole lumen. Lineage: Eukaryota; Fungi; Ascomycota; Sordariomycetes; Diaporthales; Diaporthaceae. Gene Ontology annotation, molecular function: carboxypeptidase activity. The record is from RefSeq and is a predicted model, not a curated record. Bases 1 to 870 code for a protein of 289 amino acids. The transcript has 4 exons.